CGUCAGAUGACUACGUCAGACGUUCUGCUACGUCACUGUUACGUACGGAGCCGGUGCCAGUGGACCUGCAGUGAUUCAAUCAGACAACAGGGGGAUUGAGCAGCUCAGCACUCAGCGCUGUGUUAGAGAUGUCUGGUCGUGUGUACGCCAGCAUCCUUCAAAGAGCUUCCAGCUACACACUGUCUUCUGUCAGCCCAGUCCAGCAUGUCCACCUUGUAGCACUUCCCUCCCCAGUCCACCUCUGUCCCUCCUCAUCCUGGACCACCUUCAGAUCCGUCCACCUGCGCUCCAGUGGUGAGGGGUCAGCAAGCUGGUCUCAAAGAGGACAGAGCUUCUCCACUAAUCAGGAUCUAGACUUCCAGCUCAACCGGGUCCAAAUAAACAAUAUCCUGCGAUCUAAUGAGCAGAUUGUGAAUGUUCCAGAGUUUGAUGGCAGGGGACUCAGUUCUGUGACCAAGUUUGAGAGUAACCAGGUCGCUGCUAACACGCCUAAUGAGGACCGUCGCAGUGCAGCCACCUGCCUACAGUCAAAGGGCAUGCUCUUUGGAGUGUUUGACGGUCAUGGGGGUUGGGCGUGCGCCCAGGCUGUCAGUGAGCGACUGCUGUACUACAUAGCAGUUGCAAUGAUGCCACAGAAGUGCUUGGAGGAGCUUGAGAACUGCAUGGAGUACGGCAGACCUGUUCCUCCUAUCCUGCAGUGGUACAAACACCAUGCCGACUUCAACUAUCGGGAAUCUGCUUCGCUCUACAUCAACCACCUCAGAGUUUUCUGGCAAGAUUUACUGGAGAGUGAGGAUCAUGGUGAGGGCAUGAGUCCUUUGGAUGCUCUGGAAUGUGCUUUCAAGCGUCUCGAUGCUGACAUCUCCUUGGAGGCCCAAGUCCCUCUGUCCAAUGACCUGAUGAAAAGCACGGCCAUCCAGGUGGCGUUUGCCGGUUGCACUGCCUGUGUGGCUCACGUUGGCACAGAAGGGAUCCAUGUGGCAAAUGCUGGAGACUGCCGAGCAGUACUGGGGGUGCAGGAGGAGGACGGUUCAUGGAGCGCUUUACCUCUGUCACAGGACCAUAACUCGGAAAACCAGGCUGAGAUGGAGCGAAUCAAAGCCCAGCACCCACCGUCAGAGAGAGACACAGUGGUCACAGAGGAUAGACUGCUGGGGAUUCUGAUGCCCCUGCGUGCUUUCGGUGACGUGAGAUUCAAGUGGAGCUGUGAGUUGCAGCAGAGCAUUUUGGCCAACCUGGAAUCUGGAGUGGAUCUGGACUCUCUCAACCUGUACCAGUACACUCCACCUAACUACCUAACUCCACCCUACCUGGACGUGACACCUGAGAUAACGUAUCACAAGCUCAGACCUCAGGACCGCUUCCUGAUUCUCGGCACUGAUGGGCUGUGGGAUGAGCUUGGAAACGAGGAGGCUGUGCGACUGGUUGGAGAGCACCUGAGUGGGAUUCACCUGCAGGCUCCAGUUUCUCCGUCUGAGAGGCUGCUGAAAUUGGGUCCCAUGCUUGAACUCUUGCUGAAACGCCGGGCCCGUGCCACCCCCGCCCUGGACACUAACGCUGCCACGCACCUCAUCAGACAUGCCCUUGGCACAGGGGAGUAUGGAGAGCUUUGCCAGGGGAGACUGGCCUCUAUGCUUUCUCUGCCAGAGGACCUGGCUCGAAUGUACAGGGACGACAUCACUGCGACUGUGGUGUAUCUGAACUCUGACCUGGCCAGACCUUGCCACAGCUAACACAACCAUUUUCUCUCACAGUGGUGGGCAGAGACAGAAACUAUCAUCGGGGGUGCAAAUGUUAAUCAUUACAACCUGUUACAUACAUUGAUUUAGAAAUCCUUUUAAAGGUUCAGUGUGUAGAAUUUAGUGAUAUCGAGUGUUGAAGUUGCAUUUUGCCGCUGAACACCCCUCACCUCACCCUCUCCUUCCAAACAUGAAAAAGAACCUGUGGUAGCUUCAGCUUUAAUAAAAACUCAAAAGGUUUUUAGUUUGUCCAGUGUGGACUAAUGUAAAAACAUGGCCGCCUCCGUAGAGAGGACCCCCCUCCAUGUAAAUAUAAGUGUAAAAAGUAUUUGAAUAUAAAGGGCCUUUUCUAGGGUAAAGAAAACUACAAUUCAUACAAUUUAGAAGAAAUAAACUAGUGAAAACAUCAUGAGGAUUAUUCUACAUUAAAUUUCUGCCAAUAGUUCCCUUUCACCUAAAUCUUACACACUGGACCUUUAACUGAAGGGACAGGUUACUUUGAAUAUCACUGUUCCACAGAUUUAACACAGGUUACAUAUUCAUGUCCAAAAAUACUAAUUUUUGAAUUCAUGAAGGACAUUUUAUAUCUAACUUACACGUUAGUGGAAAUGUUGACUGAAUACAAAGCUACAUAAUAUUGCACACUUUGUCUGCAUUGUUGUCUUGCACAGUUGCUUUAGACAAUCCAUCUUUGUCUUUUUAUGUCCUGUUUACCUCUAUGUAAAAUGUGAAGUAUACUAAUCUUUGUGAAAGUGUACAGUCUGUAAUGUGAUAGUCAGAUGUAUUUAAGUCGAUACUGGGAGAGAUGCACAUGCUUCAUAUUAAACAAAUGAGACAAUUUUA
This is a messenger RNA of Paralichthys olivaceus (Japanese flounder), 2582 nucleotides long. It is a transcript of the gene pdp2, whose product is annotated as putative pyruvate dehydrogenase phosphatase isoenzyme 2. Gene Ontology annotation, biological process: protein dephosphorylation. Lineage: Eukaryota; Metazoa; Chordata; Actinopteri; Pleuronectiformes; Paralichthyidae. Gene Ontology annotation, molecular function: [pyruvate dehydrogenase (acetyl-transferring)]-phosphatase activity; cation binding. The record is from RefSeq and is a predicted model, not a curated record. Gene Ontology annotation, cellular component: mitochondrion.